AUGCCGAACCAACCUACAAGGACUGUGACCUACGGUCGAGUCCAUGAUCUGCAGCAUAUCUCUGUAACACAAUUGAACAAUACCGAUGGCUACUGGGUGAUUUAUAUCCACGGCGGCGCCUGGCGCGAUCCAACAGUAACGGCAGACUCAUUUAAAGCAACGGAAGAGAUUUUGCGCAAAACACCAGGCCUGCCCAUCACCGGAUUCGCAUCAAUCUCCUACCGUUUAAGCGCACAUCCAAACCACCCUCAAGACCCAACCAGCACCGGACCGAAAGAAUACCGGGAUGCGAAGCACCCAGAUCACAUCCGCGAUGUAGAGGCUGCGCUAGCCUUCCUUCAGAAUACGUUUAGUUUCGGCGCGCGCUAUAUUCUUGUUGGGCAUAGUUGCGGUGCGACACUUGCGUUCCAGGCCGUUAUGGGAGCUGUUGCGGGACACCGUGAGCAGGCAUUUAAGGGAGCCAUAAAUAAUGCAGAUAUCAGUCUCGGGCCUAUUUCUACUUCGCCUGGUCCGUUGCCGCCCCGUUUGACUGUGCAGCCGACUGCUAUUGUUGGUGUUGCUGGUAUCUAUGAUCUGAGGCGGUUGCGCGAUAUGCACCCUGGGAUCGAUGCGUACUUGGAGUUCAUUGCUGGUGCAUUUGGAAACGAUGAGUUGCUCUGGGAUGCAGUUUCGCCCGCACAGAUGGCGGGGUCGCGGGGUGUUGAGGGUGGCUGGAGAUCUGGGCGGCUGGCUGUUCUGGCGCAGUCCAAGGAUGAUGAGCUUGUUGAUGGAACCCAGGUUGAGGCUAUGGAGGAGGUGCUGGGACGUUGGGAGAAGGUCGAGGCUCAAGUCCCUGUACAUGAGUUGUCUACUAAGGACCGCCGAGUCCGAGUGUUGCCGAUCAGUGGUGAGCAUGAUGAGGCGUGGGAGAAGGGGGAUCAGCUUGCUCGUGCCGUGAUCUAUGCAUUUGAAGAACUACAGGCGAUGGGCUUGGCUCCUCGGGCUGGUGGUCCAAACUAA
Molecule: messenger RNA, 999 nt
Organism: Penicillium antarcticum
Lineage: Eukaryota; Fungi; Ascomycota; Eurotiomycetes; Eurotiales; Aspergillaceae
Product: arylformamidase
Exons: 2
Coding region: 1-999 (332 amino acids)
Molecular function (GO): arylformamidase activity
Source: RefSeq, a predicted model, not a curated record